Marchantia polymorpha subsp. ruderalis is the source of this 4907-nucleotide messenger RNA. The record is from the annotation of a GenBank genome assembly. NCBI's taxonomy places the organism in Eukaryota, Viridiplantae, Streptophyta, Marchantiopsida, Marchantiales, Marchantiaceae.
CCAAGAGGUCACCAGCAAGGGGACGGCAGACGGAACCUCUGUUCCACUGCAGGAGGGAGGGAGGAAGAGAACAAGACGGAAGAAAAUACGCAGCAGGAGAGAGAGAGAGCCGAGGCGAUGUGAAUUUCGCCCUCCUCUGCACUGCGAGUGACGUGCAUCGUAAGGGAGCCCAAGUGGAAGUGGAAGAGUGAUGAUUUGCAACGACCGCCGCUUGCUGCACGACUGGUUCUCGACAGCCAGUUCGAGAUUUCUGCCGGAGGCAGCUCAAGACCUAAGGGCUGUCUGGAUCGUUCACUACUCCCAUCUGCAUCUGUCGGAUCAAUGCCGAGCGAUCCGAGUGGAGUUUGAGGCUGCUUAAGCGCGAUUUGGGUGGGGAGGAGGAGGAGGAGGAUCUGAUUCUCACGCUUGAUACGCAACGUUCGUGCAGGUGGAGUGGAUUGUCGUCGAGCAGACGCAGAACGCACAGGAAAGUUUGCUGGGCGGAACUCGCAUAUUCUUGUGGAUGUGGAUUUGAAUUGGAGAUAAUUGAGUGGAGCAUUGCUUCAGGAAGAGGAGAGGGCAGGAGAGAGGAAUUUUAUAUCAUAGAUUUUUUCCAGCAUCAUCGGAGAUACUGCAGCAGAUUUUAUGUAUAUGGUGAGUUGAGCUAGGGAAGAUCAUGGAGACACAAGGCAUUGUAUCGGAUCACUCGAGCAAUGGCUACAGGAGAGGAACGAACAGAAGAGAUGGGAGCGGUCAUCGAAAUUCGGGUGGAUAUCAGCAGAGAUGGAUGUCCAAUGAAAGCACUGGGAGUAGCAGCAGUGCACCAGCUGCCGUAGUGAAGAAUAGGGGGCCUGAGGGGAGCGGAAAGGCAAUCGUUGAAAUAGCAGGAAGCAGUCUUGCCGCCCAAAAUGGAACACCUUCGGUUGCCUAUGAAAGCAGUAGGGCAUGGAGCAAAGUUCAUAGCGUGGACAUGAAACCUAAUUCUGACCAGGGUGCGAAAACGAUUUCUAAUAGUAUUAGGAGUAGCUCAGGAGUAGGAGGGGGUAGCAGAAGUGGAAUGGCAGUGGAACAGAGUUUUGUGCCAUACUUGCCGCAGGACGAUGCCAUACUGGCCGGAUUAGGAGAGCGGGAAGGUGGUGUGGAUGCUGCCGAAACUCAGGAGGUGACCGAUCUUCUGAAUGAGCAGCUUAGUGCCUUGCUUUGUCUUCCUCCUAGACAAUUUUGGAAAAAAGUUGUUACGGACGAGAGCUUGUCUGUAUUCCUGGACAGUUACCUGCACUUUAGAAGGCGAUGGUUUGACAGUCCACUCGGAAGCCCGAGUGAAUCGAAAGUUGGAGUAGUUGCUGGUGAUGGAGACUUAAGCAGACGCACAUUUAUGGUUCUUCUGCGCAUGUCAUCAAAUAGUGAUCCAGGAACUCCACCCAGUGAGAGUCUUUCUGCAAAGGAACAUGCAGCUAUCUUGAAGGAGAAGAAGCUGUUGGAUAUACCGAAGCUGAUGGACAUCUGUGCCAUUUAUGGUCACGAUAAUCCAGAUCUGACAAAACGUUUGGUUAGCAAUGCAUUUCAGGCACAGCCUUGUUAUGCCGAUGAGCUCGCCGGUCAUGUCCCUCCCCUUUUACAGAGAAUUAUCACAAUGCAUCAACGAUGUUGUGAUACCAUUCAGGUUCUUACAGGUCCAAGAGAUAAAAGUCCGGGUGCUGUUGGAGAUCGUGUUUAUCAUGAGCUUCUAGAGAUAGUAGACUACUUGACUGAUGUCGUCAUCACUCUAAACGCCUUCAUUGAAGUCUAUCCUCCUGCUGCACAUAUCCUGGUUACCUCCGGAAAUCCAAAUUCAGGACAGGGAUUGCUUCUUCCUGCUUUAGCAACAAUGCAUGACACGUUGUUGCCAAACCUUCAAGAAGGAUUCGCAGUACUUGCUAGCAGCCAAUCACAAGAAGUAGAAGAAACAGCAGCUUCGGCACAAGUCCGACUUAACAGGCUCGGUGAAAAGCUAGUCGAUAUUGUUUGGAGAUUGAUUGAUCAUCGUUAUCUUGGUGGUAGCUCCGGAGAUGAUACGCCCACGAUAACCACGUAUGAUGAUCCUUAUGAAGAUGCAGCUGGAAGGGGAGAUUCGUUGGUACAAGCAGUUGUAGCCCUAGCCAUGGGGCCUUCUGAGACUGAUAAUAGUACUCUCGAAUCGGGUAACUCUAGACUCGUAUGUACGGGAUCGUUACUCAAGCGCAUGGAACAGCGACAUGGAGUCUCCUAUCAGAUUCAACAAACUUGCCAGAAAGGGUCACUUUUUCUUGACGACGCACAACAUGAUUAUCUUUAUGCAUUGAUGGUGGAUGAUCAAGCAGCACCUGGAGUACGCGGUAAAGAAAUUGUAGAGAGCAAACAGAACGUACUAAGACUAACGUUGCCAGAAAGGGACGGGGACGAAGAAACUGUAAUUCGACAGUCAAAGAUCAGUCAGAUUAAGGAUCUAUUUCCAGACUUUGGUGAUGGAUUCGUAGACGCAUGUCUGGAGGUAUAUGACAAUGAUCCUGAAAAAGUGAUUGAGAGGAUAUUGGAAGGUACCCUGCAUCCUGAUCUUGCGUCGCUUGAUACGUCUAUAGCGACAAAACCUGUGGCUUCACAAAAAGUGAAACCUGUGAAAGAUAAAGGUAAAGGCAAGAUCAAUGAAACGUCAUUUCCUGACUCUGAUAGUGUUUGGGUAGACAAGCCUAUAUCGUUAGUGGGAGUGAGCUCCACCUUGUCUUUGGCAGGCAGUUCCAGUUCUGGUAGUGCAUCUGCUGGUGGGACACCUCCUCUAUCAAACAUAUCAAAUCCUGUUGCUAAAACUGGUGUAAAUGCCGGGCGAUACGUGCGGCGACAAAAGGGAGAUGACGAAAACUUCAGUUCCCUGCUCGCCGGUAACGAAGACAUACGUUUAGCUACUAAAGCUGCAGCUGUUAGAGCUGAGUAUGAGGACGAAUAUGACGACUCUUUUGACGAGCUAGGACAGUACGUGGCUGACACUGGAGGGGUUGAGGAAACGGAGAGCCUUGCCGACCUGGUUGGUAACCGAGGCAGGGCUCGAAGUGAAAACUCUCAUCCGAGAAAUAGUGGCCGACCCUCACCAGUAACACCAUGGGGAGGAGCAGCCAGUAGUCCCAGAGAUAGGAAACCUUCGGGUGGUAAUACAUCUGCUUUAGGUGAAGGCCAAAGAGGAGAUCGGCAACAUCCAGUGGCUACUUCUAAGGGUGGUUUUGAACCACCAAGAGGAGACCAGCAAUAUACAUCAUCUGCACAAAGAAGUCCACCAAGAGGAGAUCGGCAGUACUCAGCAAACACACCCAGGAGCAAUGCUGAAGCUCAUAGAGGAGAGCGGAGAUAUUCAACGGGUGCUCCAAGUACUAAUUUAGGAGCACAAAAGGGAGAGAGAAAUUUCGCAACUGGUGCUUCGGCGAGUAAUGAAGGACAAAGAGGAGACAGGCCAUUCCGGGCGGUGAAUACCUUUGACGCACAGAAGGGCGAUAGGCAGUAUUCAGGAGGCAGCAGUUCAAAUGAUACCACAGGAUAUCAGUUCGGAGUUCCAAAGCCGGACGGUGAUGGUCAACUGAAUGAAACUGAAUCUAAUUCGGCAGCAGGUCGGGGCCGUGGCGGACGUGGCAACCGAGGACGAGGCAAAAACAGAGGACCCCAACCAAAGUCUGAUUUCUACCUCAAGGAUGGAAAGCUUUACAGCUAUAAGGUGGCUGGUGCUAUCGGUGUUGGCAGUGUGGAGGAGGCUGAGCAAAUUAAGAGGGAGGAAGCAGUAACUAUUUAUGGUCUUGGAGAAGGAGGAAAUGUGCCAAGACCGCUCGGAGGUGGUGAGAAUGAUGGGAAUCAAGAUGGAAGUGAUAGUAAUUAUCGGAAAGGUCCUCAAAGUCCUAUGGGAGACGGUGGAAGCGGUCGUGGUGGUAGAGGACGGGGAGGUCCAGCCGGAAGAGGAAGAGGUCGUGGUGAAAAUGACAAUCAUCACAGGAAAGAUAAAGCAAUGAAGAAACAUUUUGCGGGUCUGAGCGGUUUAUAGGCCAUAGCAUUUGCCAGUGCUAACCUAGGUACUCUUCAGAUACAAACUGAAGAGUUUUUGUCUUCUUUUUGAGGUAUGGAGGAGGUUCAUGGAUUAUGGCCACCGGUUUAUACUAGUAUGUCCAGCACAGACGGGAGACACGCUUUCGUAUUUCAGCUUCUGGAUAUAUCUUACGAGAGCAGAUAAUCAACUUCAGGAAUAGUGUCACAUAGUUAUUGCAAGAAUCGUCAUUUAGGACAGUUGUUUAUAUUGUGCAGUUUCUACUAGGUGAAACCGCAGAACGAUGUCCUCCAAAUUAAUGACCUCCAUAAUCCUCAUAAUACUGAGCAAUUGCAGAUAAGACCUGUCUGAGCAAACUCCCUGAUGGUUUGUUUGCUCAUUAAUUAGUGAGAGGUCCGAAACUCAGAGAACUGGAAAGUUGGGAGGUUGAGAUGGACUUCUGGUUCUUGCAGUCAACACUAUUACCCAAUAGUUUCUUUCCCGCAAGUCGUGUAGACAGUCAACUUUCGCAAAUUUGGAGCCUUUGCUUCCAAAUCAAGGAUCAGAUCCAGUCGGGUUUUUUUUUACCACAUCCUUUCUCAGCACUAAAUGCUUAGUUCCUCUUGAGGGGUGCUUUACCAGGGAGGACGAGGCAUCAUCCACAUGGACCGAUUGCAGAUCUUCGGUUUGAAGGAACCCCAGUUAUUGUGUUGCUGGUGUCUUAGCCUGUUGAUAUUUAUUCUAUAAUUACAGCACGACCGUUCGAACCUGAAGCACAAGUCUAGCCUGUCUCAAGGGUCGGAUGUAAGUGACCUGUGUCUCAACCUGAGUACAAACGUCGUUCUCGAGAUGACAUCUGCCACUACAAGAAAUAAAGGUAGCAUCUCUCCUUCGUAGAGAAGAAGCUUUCGUG